UGCUGCGGACGGAGCGGAGCCGCAGAGCGGGAUGAAUGGACGCAGGGGAACGCACCGUCUCCGCUUCUCUCGGUCCUGACGUGACAAAGUUAAACCGUGAUAUUGUCCACACCUGGACGAUGACACCGGCUGCAGAGACGCGCACAGAGCAGCUCGGACUCGCAGCGACUUUCCGCAACUUUUCCUCGGGUCUGGAGGAGCUGAGAUGAGACGCAGAGACUGAAGCUUUUGCCCCGAAGAAACGAGAGGAUGUCAGCCUGAUGAUACAGCACUGAUAAACCCACCCUGUGUCUCCAGGUGGUCAUCAUGUCCCUUUGGAUGAUCCUUCCUGUCAGCCUGCCUGUCUUCACCAUCACUGGACUAUGGGUUGUAUACGCGAUGGCCCUGUACAACCAGCACGUCUGCCCUGUGCACAACUGGGUUUAUAAUGAGUCAUGUGCGGAGCAGCUUCCAUUACAGAGGGGUCCUGUACUGUGCUGCACCCUGGACAACAUACCACUCAUCAGUAAAUGUGGAACUCUGCCACCUGAAAGCUGCUUUUUCAGCCUGAUAUGCAGCACCGGAUCCUUUAUGGUGAUGCUCAUCGGCCUGCUGCGUUACGCUCACGUGAUAGAGAAACACCAGAACUGUGUCCUCAACAUGGCCGGCCUCUCCACCGGCUGGAUCUGCGCUGCUGGUCUCAUCAUGGUGGGAAACUUCCAGGUGGAUUUUGCCAAAGUCCUUCACUACGUCGGAGCAGGAGUAGCCUUCCCAUCCAGCAUGCUGUUUGUGUGUCUGCAGUCGGCUCUGACCUACAGACUGGCCAAGACCCAGGAGGAGUACCGAGUAGGACACCUGCGUGUGGGGAUGGCCCUGCUGGCACUGAUCGCCCUGGUGCUCAGCGGAGUUUUCUUUUGCCAGGAGAGCUUCGCCCUGCAGCACGCCUCCGCCAUCUUUGAGUGGAUCUACUGCACGCUCAUCAUGUUCUUCUACGGGACUUUUGCCUUUGAGUUCGGGGGCAUGUCGGGGGACACCCUGAUGGUCCUGUCCAGAGGAGGGGCCGUACAGAGCUUCUCCGCCUCGGAACAGAAGACAGAGGUGGGUGCAGGGUCCAACCACCAUCAGCCAGAGAGUUUGUCCAUCCUGUAACUGAACUUCAGCCUGUUUCGCUGCCCCUGAAGCUCAUAAGGAAAAAUAUGAACCAAUCUGGAAGACGCCCAAACGGAGUCUAAAGCCUGGAAGCUGCAUCUUGCAUAUCACCGCGCUCGCUAUUGCACAGAGCCACGGCGCCAAAGCUGUUCUCCUCAGCAGUGACCAAAGACUGCCUGACUUUUAUCCUGCCUUAUAACAGUACAGGCUACACUGCAAAACAUUGCACAACCAUGAAAGUGCCUUUCUGAACACAAAGGCCAGCAAAGAGAUGUACACACACGCACACGGUUGUUUGUUUUGAUUCUCUUAAUGGAACAAUCGGCCUCUGAAUUCUGAAGUCGCCUUUUAUCAGAUCGAACGUCCUGAAAGUGCCUCAGUGUCGCUUGUUGCCGUUUGUUUUCGUGUUUAGACGUUCGGACAUCGAGCUCCGUAUUGUUUCUACUCAGGAAGUUUUGUUACAUCAUCAGCUUUUUCACUCUUUACCUCAACAGUAAGGUGAGGUUUUCCAAAAGCUUUUGACAAUAGAUGGACGGUUACUGCGUGCCAAGAAUAACGCCUUUCAUUUUAAGUGACACAAACAUUUGAGUUAUGUCCUCAUGUUCAAAGAUGUUUAAUAUUUUUCCAAGUUUAUCUUGUAAUUCAAGUUCUGAUAUCCACAGAAACAUUUUGUGCAACUCAUAUUGGACAAUAAGCUCUGUUGUAUAUUUUGUUGUAUGUUGUUUCAGCUUUUUGCAGAAAGCGUCAGUAACAGUGAUCGAUUUUUUUUUCCAGCUUUAACGGGACCAAACUAUAGAGCAGGAACUGAGCUAUAUUUGAUUAUAUAUGGAAAAUAAAGGUCAACAAUAUAUGUGGCAAACAAAAAAUUA
This is a messenger RNA of Toxotes jaculatrix (banded archerfish), 1997 nucleotides long. RefSeq names its product transmembrane protein 150A-like. Lineage: Eukaryota; Metazoa; Chordata; Actinopteri; Toxotidae. The coding region runs from base 307 to 1128 and encodes 273 amino acids. The record is from RefSeq and is a predicted model, not a curated record. The transcript is spliced from 8 exons.